Molecule: messenger RNA, 2557 nt
Organism: Pseudonaja textilis
Lineage: Eukaryota; Metazoa; Chordata; Lepidosauria; Squamata; Elapidae
Source: RefSeq, a predicted model, not a curated record
AUGGAUAUUCUCUGCCCCCUGCUCCAAUUUCUGCUCGCUCUUUGGUGGACUGGCGUAGGAGCUCUGAUCAACUUGAAGUAUUCGGUGGAAGAGGAGCAAAGAGCUGGCACGGUGAUUGCGAAUAUUGCCAAAGAUGCCCGAGACGCCGGCUUUGUCUUGGAUCCUCGGCAACCCGCUGCUUUCCGCGUGGUGUCCAACUCGGCACCCCACCUGGUGGACAUCAACCCUGGAUCAGGCUUACUAGUGACCAAGCAGAAGAUUGACCGGGACUUACUUUGCAGACAAAGCCCCAAGUGUGUGAUCUCUUUAGAGGUCAUGUCGAGCUCCAUGGAGAUCUGUGUGAUCAAGCUGGAGAUCAAAGACCUCAACGAUAAUGCUCCUAGCUUUCCCACGGAUCAAAUUGCGCUGGAGAUCUCAGAGACAGCCAGCCCGGGGACUAGGGUGCCCCUGGAAAGCGCUUACGAUCCAGAUUCGGGCAGCUUUGGAGUGCAGAGCUACGAGAUCACUCCCAACGAUCUCUUUGGCUUGGAAACCAAGACGCGAGGGGAUGGUUCCCGCUUUGCUGAGCUGGUGGUGGAGAAAAGCCUGGAUCGCGAGACCCAGUCUCAUUACAGUUACAUGAUCACAGCUUUGGAUGGCGGGGACCCACCCAACUUUGGGACAGUGGAGUUAACCAUCAGGGUCAUCGACUCCAAUGACAACAACCCUCUCUUUGAAGAACCCUCCUACACCGUGAGCGUGCUGGAGAAUGUUCCUGUGGGCACACCGGUGAUCCGCCUCAAUGCCACGGACCCUGAUGAGGGUACCAAUGGGCAGGUCUUGUAUUCCAUUCACAGCUAUGUCUCUGAGAAGGCCAGGGACCUCUUCCAGAUCAAUCCUCAGACCGGUCUGAUCACGGUCACAGGGGCGAUUGACUACGAGGAAGGUCACGCCUACGAACUGGACGUACAAGCUAAAGAUCUGGGUCCCAACUCUAUCCCAGCCCAUUGCAAAGUGACCGUCACUGUACAGGAUGCCAACGACAACCCGCCCCUCAUUAACUUGCUCUCUGUCAACAGCGAGCUGGUGGAAGUCAGCGAGAAUGCGCCUCCGGGCUACGUCAUUGCCUUGGUGAGGGUUUCCGACAGGGAUGCGGGGGCCAAUGGCCGAGUGCAGUGCAAACUGUUGGGCAACGUGCCCUUCCGCUUGCAGGAAUACGAGAGUUUCUCCACGAUCCUAGUGGAUGGACGCUUAGACAGGGAGCAGAGGGACCAGUACAAUCUAACCAUCCAAGCGAAGGACAAUGGGGUCCCUUCUCUGCAGGCCACAAAGUCCUUUACCGUCAAGAUCACAGAUGAGAAUGAUAACCACCCGCACUUCUCCAAGCCUUACUACCAGGUCAUUGUGCAGGAGAACAAUACCCCUGGGGCCUACCUCCUUUCUGUUUCUGCCAGGGAUCCCGACCUUGGCUUAAAUGGCAGCGUCUCCUACCAGAUUGUCCCGUCCCAAGUAAGGGACAUGCCCGUUUUCACCUAUGUCUCCAUCAACCCCAACUCUGGAGACAUCUACGCCUUGAGGUCAUUCAACCAUGAGCAGACCAAGUCCUUUGAGUUCAAGGUCUUGGCCAAAGACGGAGGCAACCCUUCCUUGCAAAGCAACACCACCAUCCGAGUCAUUGUCCUGGACGUCAACGACAAUACUCCGGUGAUCACGGCCCCUCCUUUAGUCAACGGGACCGCGGAGGUCUACAUCCCCAGGAACGCUGGCAUUGGCUACUUGGUGACGGUGGUCAAGGCCGAUGACUAUGAUGAAGGGGAGAACGGGAGGCUUUCCUACGAGAUGGCUGAAGGGGAUCGAGGGUUUUUUGAGAUCGACCAGGUCAACGGCGAGAUAAGGACCACCAGAGCCUUCGGGGAAAACUCCAAGACUACGUAUGAGCUGAUCGUUGUGGCUCACGACCAUGGGAAAACAUCGCUUUCAGCAUCGGCUUUGAUUUUGAUAUACCUUUCCCCGGCUCUGGAUGCCCAGGAAUCCAUAGGAUCUGUAAAUUUGUCCCUGAUUUUUAUUAUUGCCCUGGGUUCAAUUGCUGCCAUUCUGUUUGUCACCAUGAUCUUUGUAGCUGUCAAAUGUAAACGGGAUAACAAAGAAAUCAGGACUUACAACUGCAGAAUUGCAGAGUACUCCUACGGGCACCAAAAGAAAUCCUCCAAGAAGAAAAAAAUCAGCAAGAACGACAUCCGCCUCGUGCCCCGGGAUGUAGAGGAGACUGAUAAAAUGAACGUUGUCAGCUGUUCCUCCUUGACUUCAUCCCUCAACUACUUCGACUAUCACCAACAAACUCUGCCUCUGGGUUGCCGCCGAUCAGAAAGCACCUUUCUCAACGUGGAGAACCAAAACAACCGGAACGCCGGCUCCAACCACAACUACCACCACACCUUCACGGGUCAGGGACCUCAACAGCCGGAUCUCAUUAUCAAUGGGAUGCCUCUCCCAGAGGUGAGCACUUCUCUUGGAUGGAAGAGGGUUUUUCCAGAAAGUUCCCCAAAUUGCGACAAUGAACGAGCUUUGGGUGCAACUG